Messenger RNA from Frankliniella occidentalis (western flower thrips), 1121 nucleotides. Its product is annotated as serine protease nudel-like. Gene Ontology annotation, molecular function: protein binding. NCBI's taxonomy places the organism in Eukaryota, Metazoa, Arthropoda, Insecta, Thysanoptera, Thripidae. The record is from RefSeq and is a predicted model, not a curated record. Gene Ontology annotation, cellular component: plasma membrane.
CGGGUGGGAGUCCGUCAACGACAGCCUGGUGGAGGAGCGGCCCCUCGUGCUGUCGACUCCGCGGGUGCUGCCGCUGGACGGGCCGCUGCCCAUGCCGGCCGCGGACAAGCUGACCGACAACCUCAUAGGCGGCGCGCCCACCCUGGAGGGCCUGGCCAAGGGCGGGAUCUGCAUGGGGCUGCGCGUGCGCUGCGCCCCCAAUAUCGACGGCACCCCGUCCACCUUCCUGCACCAGCCCAGCCGGCAGGCCGCGACCGCGGCGCUCUCCGCCAGCCAGGCCGCCAGCCUGGGCCUGUACGCGUGGCCGUGGCACGCCGAGAUCAUGGCCGAGGGCAUCCCGAUCGGUGGCACUGGCGCCCUGGUCACGGAGUCGUGGGUGAUGGCCUCUGCUGAGUCACUUGUCGGCGUCGACCCCAGCCGCGAGUACCUGACUGUGCUGCUGGGUGGGCCUCGCUCUGAACUUGGCGUGACGGGCCCCUACGAGCAGGCCCGCCGUGUCGACGCGCUCGUCCCCAUCCCGAGCUCGAGCGCCGUCAUGCUGCAUCUGGAUCGCCCCGCUGUUCUCACCAGGCACGUCCGCCCCACAGGCCUACCCGAGUGGUACGCGCUGGCGAACAAGGCUCUGAGCUGCGUCGCGGUGGGCCGCGGUUCGACGGGGUCCUGGGAGACCGUCCACCUCAAGCACCUGGCGUCGUGCAGCGAGGGCGCGGGCUACGGCAGGACCUGCUUCCUGGGGCCGGACAGCUCAUCGUGUGCCAGCGGACAGCACCUCCGGGGAGCGGUGCCGUGGAGCGGCGUCGUGGCGUGCCGGACGCACUCGGGGUGGCACCCGACCGCAGUGUACAGCGUACCGGACCAGUGCGGCUUGACGGGCAAGCAGGCGUUCGACGCAGUGCACUUCAUGUUGAGAUACGUUAGAAAUACCAUUGAUGGAGUGACAGUGGUGCAGCCCUCGCUCGCACCGUCGUGCGCUGGGCUGCGUUGUCCGCUUGGCCGAUGCUUGCCGCCGUCCUCGGUGUGCAACGGCGCUGCGGAGUGCCGCUGGGCUGCUGACGAGAACAUAGCAGUGUGCGGAGCCCUGAGGAAGGCCUGUGAGCCUGGAGGCCAACCCCAGAGUUGUG